Cariama cristata (Red-legged seriema) is the source of this 1391-nucleotide messenger RNA. RefSeq names its product CTAGE family, member 5 (gene CTAGE5). The transcript is spliced from 11 exons. The annotation marks the transcript as partial. Gene Ontology annotation, biological process: vesicle cargo loading; endoplasmic reticulum to Golgi vesicle-mediated transport; protein secretion. Lineage: Eukaryota; Metazoa; Chordata; Aves; Cariamiformes; Cariamidae. The record is from RefSeq and is a predicted model, not a curated record. Gene Ontology annotation, cellular component: endoplasmic reticulum membrane; endoplasmic reticulum exit site.
GAAGCUGACAGUAGAAGAGAGAGAACGCCUACAGAAGGAAGAAAAGCUUUCUAAAGUAGAUGAAAAAAUUAAUCAUGCUGCUGAAGAACUAAACAGCUACAGACAGCGAGCAAAAGAUCUUGAAGAAGAGCUAGAAAGAACCAUUCGUUCUUACCAGAAUCAAAUUACUUCACAUGAGAAAAAAGCUCAUGAUAAUUGGCUGACAGCCCGAGCAGCUGAAAGACACCUCAAUGAUAUAAAAAAAGAAAAUGCACAUAACAGACAAAAAUUAACUGAAACAGAAUUUAAACUUGACCUUUUAGAAAAAGAUCCUUAUGCUCUUGAUGUUCCAGUUAGACCAUUUGGCAGAGAGCAUUCCCCAUAUGGACCCUCACCAAUGGGCCGGCCUUCAUCUGAAACAAGAGCUUUUCUUUCCCCUCCAACUUUAUUGGAGGGUCCUUUAAGGCUUUCACCUAUGCUUCCAGGUGGAGGAGGAGGAAGAGGAUCCAGAGGACCAACUGCCAUGUAUGAAGCUGGUAACGAAAGAGGGGAGCCGAGUUCUGAUAGAUUAACUGAUCCCCACAGACCACCAUCAGAUACUGGAUCCCUGUCUCCUCCUUGGGACAGAGAACGCAGGAUAAUUCUGCCUCCACCAGUGUUACGUGAACCUUACACUGAUCCAGUUCUUCCUCCUCGAAGACCAGAAAGAUUUUUCCCUAAUCCUCCAAAUACUGGAAGACUUUCUGGACCAGCAGAACUACGAACUUACAACAUGCAGUCUUUUGAUAAAACAGAUGGACAGACAUCUUUAGAAAAUAGCCCACGAACAGAACCAAGUGGAAAUGGGAUGAAAGAUCAUUCUAACCUUAGUAACUCACUACCUGAUCCGUUGCUGGUGUCUGAAAGCGAAUCUGUCAGUUCAGGCUUUGCUCCUCCACCUUUCCCUCCAGUCAGACCUCCACUGAUGCCUGUGGAUCCUAGAGCACCUUUCAUGAGACGAGGACCUCCUUUUCCUCCCCCUCCUCCUGCUGGCAUGUAUGGACCACGUGAAUGUUUUCCAGUACGAGACUUUGGGCUUCCACGCCCUCCACUGCCAACAAGAAAUCCAUUUCCAAUGAGAUCUUAUCCACACUGUCCACCUCAACGACCUGGAUUUUUGCCUCCACCACCUCCUCCUGAAAAUAGAGUUGAGCCACCUCCGUCAAAUCCAUCAGCUGUAGAACCACCAGAACCACAGCGAGAGACUUGACAGUCAUUUGAGCAACAUGCUGAACUCUUUCUCUACUCUCCUAAUGGCAUUUUUCCUUAUGUUAAGUAACCAUUGUUACUGAGGUAUAAAUGAACUACUUUGCUCAAAUUGAAGCUUAAUAGAAAAUUCUCAGGAUAGUAUUUUGUAAGUAAAGAAUGAAAUA